Molecule: messenger RNA, 3272 nt
Organism: Nothobranchius furzeri (turquoise killifish)
Lineage: Eukaryota; Metazoa; Chordata; Actinopteri; Cyprinodontiformes; Nothobranchiidae
Gene: retreg2
Product: reticulophagy regulator family member 2
Cellular component (GO): membrane
Source: RefSeq, a predicted model, not a curated record
ACGUCUCCUUGAUUAUGAUCUUUCCACUUACCCCGUGAUCUCCAAAACAACAUAACAAAGUGGGGAAAACAUGGCGAGCGGAGAGGAGGCCAGCAGUUACCCCUCCGUUACCUCCUCUUCGGUCGGCCUGGAGGACCUCUUCCCCGCGGGGACGUCGGAGCAGGCGUGUGGGGACGCAAACCCGGAGCUCGAGCGCUUGCGGGAGCGUCUUCAGGCUUGGUUAUCGCCGUACGAGCCCCUGCUGCUGUGGGUGCAGCGGCUGCUGGUCUGGGAGAGGCCGCUCUACAGCAUCGCUGCCGCUCUGACACUCAACACUUUAUUCUGGCUCCUGUCCUCCACCUCCCUACGGCCCCUGUUCCUGCUCAGCGUGUCCCUGCUGGGGUUGAUGCUCCUGGAGAGAUGGAAGCCCAAGUUACCCAUCAUUACCGUUCAUCCCGCAGAGACUCGGCCUGAUCAAAGCGAAACACUGAGUUCGGAGCAUCACCUGCUCAGCGUACCUGAGCUCAGCCACCACCUGGCGGAGAGCUACCUGACCUGCUGCCUCUAUCUGCAGGAGAUGCUGCAGUACAAACGGCGGAACCACAGCAAAUUCUGUGUGAUGAUGUUCAGCGGCUGCUUUGUGCUGGCUGUGGUGGGUCACUACGUGCCGGGAAUCAUGAUAUCGUACAUUAUAGCCCUGAGCGUACUGCUGUGGCCGCUGGUGGUGUACCAUGAGCUGAUCCAGAGGAUGUACACGGGCCUGGAGCCCAUCCUGAUGAAGCUGGACUACAGCAUGAAGGGCGAUACGGAGCACCACAAGCACGACAAGAGGAAGGUAAAGAAGGAGGUGGAAGAGGGUGACGAGCCCAGAGCGGAAACAGAAAGUGAGAGUGAGGAGGAAGACGAGGAGCUGUGCUGCUUCGCUCCAACGGUGGAUGUGAAGACUACAGCUCUGGCUAUGGCCAUCACGGACUCGGAGCUGUCCGAUGAAGAGGCGUCCAUAUUGGAAAGUGGAGGCUUCUCUGUGUCUAGAGCCACCACCCCUCAGCUGACAGACCUUUCUGAAGAUUUGGACCAGCACAGCUUGCACAGCGAGCCGGAGGAGGCCUACCUGCGGGAUCUGCCUGAGUUUCCCUCCGUUGAGCACAAUCUGCCUCACUUCACCCUGCGGGGCGCGAGCCUCGGAGACGGCGUGCCAGCCGGCGCCGAGUCCGACAGGGAGCUGCUGAGUCCAGCCAGCCUCCUUUUCCAGCACCUGGCGUCGCCGCUGCACUUUGUGAACACACAUUUCAACGGACACGGCCGUCCACCCGGCAGCGAGGGGGCCACGCCGCUCGCUCCAGACACACAGGAGGAAGUGUCGAGGCAGGGAGGGGUGGAGACGGAAGCUGCGGCGACCCACGGAGCUCAGCGCUCCUUGGAGGCGCUGAGCGAGGAGAUCGUGAGCUCGGCCAUCUCCACCGUGGUGCAGAACACUUUGUCGGCUCUGCUGCGUUCCAGCGAGGCCAGCGAGGAGCCCGCGCUGGCCGAGUUCCUCCCAACCGAGACCCCGCCAGGCGCCCUGGAGACCCCCACUCAAUCCACCGUCGAUCCCGACAGAGACCCAGAGGAAGGAGUCACGACGGAAAGCGGCACCGGUGAAGACCUCCCAGACGACACGCUAGUUCCAGCCGAGGAAGAAGACUUUGAGCUUUUGGACCAAAGUGAACUGGAGCAGGCAGAUGAGGUGCUGGAGGUGGGCGGAGCCUCUCCAGACUCGCCACACCCACAGUCAUAGCCCUCCUUCAUUCAUCCACGCUCUCAUCUCUUUUUUUGCUUUAAUUUCUACGUUAAACUUCUCUCUAAACCCAACGUUAACCUCCGAGUUUAGAGCUUUAGGUUGGUCUUGUUCCAAAGGCACCAAUCGGGCGGCUUCACUCGUAACAACAGCUUUACUGCACCUUUAAAGGGGACAUAUGAAGUUUUCCUUCUGUUUAUUAGCACAUUUCAAACUAGCUCUCAAGCACAAACCUUUUAUUGCCCUUUCUAAUCCGUCCCCUUUAAACACUCGUUUGUGUCCUGUACAGUUUCCCAUUUUUUACCCGAUAGUUUCCAUAUUUAAAGCAGAAACGUGAAUCGGCGGUAACAAAUGCGUUAUUAUUGUUUGUGUUUGAUCUGAAUCUGGUCAAAUUCAGCGACCCUGUAACAAUAACAAUGCCUCGGUUACUGGCUACAUCCAUCCGAGCUGGUGGGGUGCGUUGGGUCUGUAGCUGCUACGUCCUUUUCUGUAAAUUAUUUAAUUUCGGGGACAUCGGUCUAUUUUAACCUGUUUCUGUUUACCCAUAACGAUUAUAAAUGCGUGUUUUAAUGGCACAGAUCAUCUCCAGAUGUAACCAUUAGCCGAACGUUCCCGUCAGAGUCCAGUUUUGGCUCUGAAUCUUUGUCACGAUUGGAUUUGGAAAAUUUGUAAAAACUACACAGAAAUGUACUCGUCUGUAAAUAGGAAAGUAUUUUGACAUCCACGUGUCAUUUUUAUUUGAUCUAAACUUGCUUACCUUGUACGUUUUGUACAGUCACCUCUAGGAUGUUCGCUGAAGCAUGCUGUUAAAAAUCAGAAUUUUAGGUCAGUUUUCAGGAUUUUUUUGUUUUCUUUUUAAAAUCUCUAUUUUCCCACGUGUGUCUCGCCCGUGCCGGGGAUGCGUGCUCCUGAGUAAACACACACAGACGGCAUUAAUAAUCUGCAUUCAGCUGUAUGCAACGACCUCCGCUUCAGAGAACCACUCAGCAUCCAGCUCUCAGGGGUGGCCUGUGCAAAGUGAGCAUAACAGCUAAAGAUGUAUUCAUUUCCCCACACGUCGUAGUGCUUCGUGUUUCUCCUAACGCCCGUUUCCUCUCUGUUGUUUAUAGUGUCGAAACGGGGAGAAGUGUAUUUUCUGCAUGUAAAGGCAACUCUGUUCAUGUUCUUCUCGUCAGCCGAAAAGACCAGUGAAUGCUUCCGGUUUGAUGGGUGUUUUCUUACUAACGAUGGGAAUAAACAGUCUGGUGUGUUUAGAUGUGGGUGGAGACAUCAGAUUUAGUGUGAUUGUGUUAUGGUAGUCGUGUUCGAUGCUUAAAAACUCACGCUAGGUUUAAACUAAGGAACUGUACAGUUAUGGAGAAAAAACAAGGAGUUUAUUUUUUAAUUUCCAAUUUUCUCCACAAAUUAUUCAAAUAGAUUUUUUUAUGUCUGCUGUGGAGAAAUUUUCCUACUAAACAUGUCAAAAGGAAAACUGACACUUGUGAAAGUAAAAAUAAAAGAACAAAUUGAAACCGUU